This is a messenger RNA of Gymnodraco acuticeps, 4454 nucleotides long. It is a transcript of the gene mctp2b, whose product is annotated as multiple C2 domains, transmembrane 2b. Gene Ontology annotation, cellular component: synaptic vesicle membrane. Gene Ontology annotation, biological process: regulation of neurotransmitter secretion. Lineage: Eukaryota; Metazoa; Chordata; Actinopteri; Perciformes; Bathydraconidae. The transcript has 24 exons. Gene Ontology annotation, molecular function: calcium ion binding. The coding region runs from base 388 to 3039 and encodes 883 amino acids. The record is from RefSeq and is a predicted model, not a curated record.
GGAGGAGGAAGUCCGCUCGACCAGGGUUUCGGUCGCUUUUCUGACCCCAAUGUUUGGCAGUGAGGUGAAUGAGAAACACUCGUCUGAGGUUUUGAACAGCGUAAAAAGGUCAUGCUGGACCUCCAGGAUUGUUGUUGUGGCCAUCACCAGUCCUGUCUGGACUGGUUUCCAGCUGCCCUUGGGACCGAUCUUCAGGCCCCGAAACAGAUGGAUGGAGUCCCGGAGGAAGCUGAUGGCCUUAUCAUACUCCUCCAUCUUGAAAUGACUUAGGGCAGUAACAGUGUUGCGUGACGACAUGAGGUCAAACUUUUUGGUGUCCAAUGUUCAGUCACUGUAUUGCUGUAGGUGAUGUCCAGAUCUUAGACACAGACGCAUCUCCCUCCCAUCAUGGACUCCAAGAAGCCGGGGAUGCUUCGGCAUCUCCGCCAGAAGAUGAUGCCGCACCUCCGCCGAGCGAAGCCGAACCAAAGCAAGCAUGUCCUUCAGCUGGAUAACACCCUGGACCACCGGAUGAGCGCCUCCGUACCCGACAUGAGGAACAUGAGGCAGGAGUACGCUCACCUCUCCGCCGUCCCACAGCUCCAACAGUACAAUUCUCCCAGCUUCAGCAACCCCUCCACUCCACUCGUCCAGUCAGGCAGAGGCCAAGGAGAAGGUGGGGGUGGCCUGCUGAUUGGAGUGUACGACGGUGAAGCUGGGAGGAGUGUCCCUGCAGACUGCACCGACUGGGCCUCCUCUCAUGAGUCAUUCAACAGCCUGUGUGGGGAGGAGAAUAGCUCUCCAGAGGCUAAACACAUAGCACCUGGGGUCAUGGAGCCUGAGGAGCUGGGUCUGCCCGAGAUGAUGACCGUGUACAGCCCGGAGCCUCCGCCACUGGAGGUGUCCCAGGACAGCUCACAGUAUGAUUAUCAGGAAUACGGAUCAAAAGACGAUGACAACCAGAACUCUGAGAUGGGCAAUGAGUCUCAGAGUGUGUCGGAGGGCAUCAAGGAUUCUACCCGGUCCUUCCUGCUCACCAUCAACCUGAAGGAGGGACGCAACCUGGUCAUCAGGGACCGCUGCGGUACCAGCGACCCUUAUGUGAAGUUCAAAUUGGAUGGGAAGACAUUAUACAAAAGCAAAGUGGUUUAUAGAGACCUGAACCCCAAAUGGAAUGAGAGCUUCUCCAUUCCUGUGAAGGAUCUGAACCAGAAACUGUACAUCAAGGUUUACGACCGUGAUCUGACUACUGAUGACUUCAUGGGCUCCGCUACCGUCACCCUGAGUGAACUGGAGAUGGACAAGGCCAACGAGCUGCUCUUGUCCUUGAACGACCCCAACAGCCUUGAGGAGGACAUGGGCCUCGUGUUGGUGGAUAUGAGUCUGUCACUCAGAGACGGAGACAGCAAAAGAGGCCCUCGGUGGCCCCAAAUGAGAAAACGAAGUGUUUUGUCGGGGAGCUCUGCUCAGAACCUCCGGCUGUCCGAGUCUCUGAAGAAGAGUCAGCUGUGGACCUCUGUGCUGUCCGUGACUCUGGUGGAGGGCCAGGAGAUGCCGCUGGACUCUCAGGGGGGUCAGCUCUUUGUUCGCUUCAGACUGGGAGAGCAGAGAUUCAAAAGCAAGAAUCACUGCAGAGUGUCCAACCCGCAGUGGAGAGAGAGGUUCACUCUGAACCAGUUUGUGGACAGUCCGGACGCCCUGGAGGUGGAGCUCUGGUCUAAAGAAGGACGGAGGAGCGAGGAGUGUUUGGGAGCAUGUGAAGUUGACCUGUCCAGGGUACCCUUUGAUCAGAGACAGCUGUUAACACACACACUGGACCAGGGCAAGGGGCGCUUAGUUUUCCUGCUCAAACUGAACACAUGCAGCGGCGUCUCCAUCUCUGACCUGUGUGCUGCGCCUCUCGAUGAACCCCACGAACAAGAGAACCAGCUGGACAACUACAGUUUGAAAAGUUCCCUGAAAAACCUCCGUGAUGUUGGUUUCCUUCAAAUAAAAGUGAUCAAGGCUGCAGAUUUGAUGGCUGCUGAUUUAAACGGCAAGAGUGAUCCUUUCUGUGUGCUGGAGCUGGGGAACGACAGACUGCAGUCCCAAACAAUCUACAAGAGCCUCUACCCAGAGUGGAAUAAAGUCUUCACAUUCCCUGUCAAAGACAUUCAUGAGGUUCUGGUGGUGACUAUCUUUGAUGAGGAUGGAGACAAGGCGCCAGACUUCCUGGGAAAAGUCGCCAUACCCCUGCUCUCGGUCCACAGGGGACAGCAGAUCACCUACCCGCUGAAGAAGGAGGACUUAGGUGGGCUGUCGAAAGGCACCAUCACUCUGGACGUGGACGUUAUUUUUAACCCUGUCAGAGCGAGUAUAAGAACCUUCCAACCAAGGGAGAGAAGAUUCCUGGAGGACAAUCCCAAGUUUUCCAAAAAGGUUCUAGCCAGGAACGUGAUGCGCGUUCAGAUGCUGUUCAGGGCCAUCAUGUCGACUCUGCACUACAUCAAAAGCUGCUUCCAAUGGAAGAGCGUUCAGAGGAGCCUGAUAGCCUUCCUGGUGUUUCUGGUGACGGUGUGGAACUGGGAGUUCUACAUGCUGCCCCUCUUCCUGGUGCUGCUCAUCGCCUGGAACUACAUCCAGAUCCGCUCCGGGCGGGUCGCUCAGGACGAGGACAAUAUGGAUGUGGGGGAUGAUGAAGAGGAUGAUGAGAAGGAGUCGGAGAGAAAAGGGCUGAUGGAGAAAAUCCACAUGAUCCAAGACACCAUCAUCACCCUUCAAACCCUGCUGGAUGGGAUCGCUAACUUUGGGGAAAGGAUUAAAAACACUUUCAACUGGUCGGUGCCAUUCCUGUCCGGCCUGGCUAUCCUCAUUUUUGUCACGGCAACAAUCCUCACGUACUACGUCCCUGUUCGAUACGUGGUUCUAAUAUGGGGCAUCAAUAAAUUCACCAAGAAAUUACGGAACCCGUACAGCAUCGACAACAAUGAAGUGGUUGAUUUCCUGUCGAGGGUGCCUUCAGAUGUGCAGAAGGUUCAGUACAGUGAGAGGAGAGGCAGCAGAAAGAAGAAACUCCUGUAGUUCCUCCUCAAAAACGGUUCCCAGAGGACCUGCAUGUCUCUGGGUGUGUGGUAGGUUUGAAUCUAAAUCAGAUGUGGUGAUACACGGCGCGCCAAACAGACCCUUCAACCAAAGAAGUCCUUUUGAGGACCCCGCAGCGAUGACCGAGGAGAAAAAUGUGUUAUUUAAUUUCCAAAGAUUGUAUAUGUACAGUUUUUUUCUUUUAGAUAAUCAGAAGCUGCUUUAUUUUAUAUAUUUCAUGGCCCCAGGUUAUGUUUUCCUGAAACCAGCAGAAAUAUCAGUUUGUAUUAUAUUGAAUGUAUGUGCUGGGUGUGUAACAUUUGUUCGAUAUUUUUAUGUUACUUACACUGAAAAUGUGCGGACUUCCAAAAUGGAAUAAUCACCUAAUGGUGAACAAAGUUGCUGUUGCUGAAAUGAAAGUACAUUUAAUUAUGGGUUACUUUUUAUGGGUUACGAGUCAUCAUAAGAAAUGUUCUUGGAAAAUGGUUUGAAGUGCAUGGUAUUUGUGGUUUAAAAGAAUAUGAUGAAUUUCCGGUUUAAAUUAUUAAGGCUUUCUUAUGUACAUAUUACGCUGGCCCUGAAAGUCAAUAACAACAUUUCACAAAACACAAUCACAAUUCAGAAAACCCAACAACAUUAACACAAACAGGUUUUGCAGGUCUCCCUUGAAAAAGAGAUAUAUGAUCUCAAUGGGACCAAUCUGGUUAAAUAAAGGUUUGAAAUUAAAAGGGAGGUAGGUCUUUGAAAUGGAUUCCUUCUUUGCUGAUUAGAUUCGUCUGUCAGUCUAAGCAAAGGAUGAUACUUCUUAUUUAGGGCAAAGACUGGCCCACAUAUCCCAUAAUGCCCAGUGGUGGCUAAUUGAUUACGUUUGCUGAAGAGUUGACGCUUUUUUUUUUAAUGUUACUUUUUGAGGAAUCCAUGUCCAAUACGUGCCUACAUUUUUCGAUUAUAGGAAAUGUUGUCGUAUUUCUCCAUUGCUGCUGUGUUUUUUUAAAUCUCGUGUUUUCAAAAAAUUGUAUCUUUGAAAAUGUUGUGUUUCGACCAUCAGGGCCACCGUACCAUACAGCAACAUUGAUUAGUAGCAAAUAUUCUGCAUCAUAUCCUUUUUGUUUCUUUCAUUUACCUUUUUUGAAAAUGGAUAAAUGGCUAUUGUGUAACACAUUGACUGACUGAUUUUACUUUAACGUGACAUUAUGGACUUAUUUUUACAUGCAAAGAUGAGUCCUUACAUUUAGUGUUUCAUUCAAUCUACAUAAAGGAUGAUUGUACUCUGUUGUAUUUUACUCUUUGCUUCUGAGUGGGAUGGGGCAAGAUCUGUACACACGCAACUUUUAUUUAUUAACGACAAUCACAGAUGAAUACUUUUGUUUCUCAUUUCGGACAGCAAUAAAUGCAAAGUUUGCGUAUAUUUCCUG